This is a messenger RNA of Coregonus clupeaformis (lake whitefish), 1985 nucleotides long. It is a transcript of the gene ankrd49, whose product is annotated as ankyrin repeat domain 49. The record is from RefSeq and is a predicted model, not a curated record. Gene Ontology annotation, molecular function: protein binding. Bases 515 to 1198 code for a protein of 227 amino acids. NCBI's taxonomy places the organism in Eukaryota, Metazoa, Chordata, Actinopteri, Salmoniformes, Salmonidae. The transcript has 2 exons.
ACCUAUGCCUCCUGUAAGACCCUAUGAUCUGUGAACUGUACAUGAAACAGACAACAUAUUGGUGUCAUUAUACUCCUUAUAGUGUUCUGUCAAAUAUGGAGUAUGUUUAGAUUCUGAAAUACAAUUUUUUACAAUUAUUUAUUCAACGUGAAAUCUUUGAUCUUUUAUUUCAGCUCAUGAAACAGGGGACCAACACUUUACAUGUUACGUUUAUAUUUUUGUUCAGUAUAGUUUUGAUCAGUCAAAUUGGAUCCCUUACUAAAAAGUAGCUGUCGGUCUUUCUCACUGUAGCCUAAUUAAGUUGUUGAUAAAAAUUUAUGAAUUGUACUGACUCACUCUCUCUCUCUCACACACACACGCACACACACACACACACACACACACACACACACACACACACACACACUCUCCUCAGUUAAUUUAGUUGUUGACAAUUAAUAGUAAUUACCCGAUAGCUCCUCUCUAUGUGAGCAGACUCAGUAGACUGUGAGUUUGCAUGGACAGUUAGUACAUUAUGGAGGAGUUCCCAGAGAGCUUUAACCAGCUAGAACUGCUGAAGACCCACGACCACCUGAUCCCCCGUGGAGCAUGCAGCCUCUGGCCGGGAGACGAAGGAGAGGGAGAGGAAGAGGAGGAGGGGGAAAGGAGUGAAGAGUGGUAUCAGCAGAAAGAGGAGAAACUGAAAGACAGACCGGAGGAGCUCAUGCUGUGGGCGGCGGAGAAUAACAGACUGCCAACGGUCAAGCGGCUGCUCUCGGUCGACCCCUUGCUUGCGCAUUGCCAGGACGAGGACGGUUAUACUCCGUUGCACCGCGCGGCCUACGGAGGCCACGCCGCCACGGCCUCUACCCUGCUGGCAGCGGGCACCGAAGUUAACUCCCGUACUGCCGACGGCUGGACACCCCUACACAGUGCCUGUCGCUGGGGCCAAGUCGCCACCGCGUCCCUCCUGUUGCGCCAAGGGGCGGAGCUGAAUGCGCAGACCAAUGGCGGCCUCACAGCGCUCCACCUAGCUGCCUCCUACCCCGGACCGGGCUCCGCCCACACGCUGGAGUUCCUCCUAUCACAGCGCCACAUAAAGGCGGAGCUUCGGAGCAAAAGCGGGGAGACGGCCAGUGAAAUCUCCCGCCGAAGUGGACCGCAUCACUUCCUGUUUGAGAUGGUGGAGGACUGUAACAGCGUGCUGUCUCCCCGGUGACCCCCCCUCACACACACAAACACACACACAUACAUCCUUUCCCUCUACCCAGGGGCCUUCAUGGAAGACAAGACAGUGUUCCAAGAAGUGUCUUAUGAACAUAUGAACAGUCAUGUACACCACCACAUAGUCUUUCUUUGCAGUCCUGGCAGGAAACCUCAAUUCUCAGUAUGACAGUUUCUCUUAUGUAUCCUCUGCACGCUUUAUUUGUCUGGGUCCCAAAUGGCACUAUAUUCUGUACAUAGUGCACUACUUUUGGGCCCUGGCCUGGUCAAAAGUAGUGCACUAUAUAAGGGAAUAGGGUGCCAUUUGGGAUGUAGCCCCUAAUAACAGGGCACUUGGAAUGGGUUGAAAAUAACUGGUCCAAUUAGCAUCCUCUCAGAAACUAUGGGUGAUUUUAGCAUGGAAACCCACAUGGUCAGACACUGUACUUUGGAUUAGGUCUGAUUGGUGGAAGGUUAUCCAAAUUAUCCAAUUGCUGACAUUCAUUUUUUAUAAUGCCCGUCAUUACAGACGUAGGCUCAAAUGGGUUUCAAUGGUGGGAUGACUAAUAUUGUGAAAGAAGCUGAGCAUUUUGGGUUCCAGGCUAAAUUGUGUGUGCUGGAGUAGUGCUUAUCAUUGGUCUCUGAGCAUUGGGGUGUAUUAAUCUCAUUUAUUGAAUUGAUUGUUGAGCGUUGUGGCCAUUAGAAAUAUAAUUAUUCAUUCUAAUUCUAUGGUUACUGCAAAUGUUUUGGUCAUCCAAGUGUCAUCCGUGCUCGAUAUAAAAAUAAAAUUAGUAUAAAUCUUU